GUAUUUCCCCCCUCCUUGAACGACUGGCCUAAAAAUAGCAGUGUGAAAGACAAGCAUGCUGUCUCAGUGACUGUGCAGAUGACGACGUGUCCCCCAUAUGAAACGGCAACAACAAAAUAGACUGACUUCUAAACAAGCACUGUGAAUAAUGUACGAUUUCUUCUUUCAUUCAAGAGCUGAUAAACACUGAAAACAUCUGUUGCUCGGACCUGAAUCCAUUAAGUCCAAAGGUCAAAGUGUCGUCAUGGUGUGUAAUGUAGACGACCUAGACUUCUGCCUCUCUUCACAUCCAGUGAGCAUCUUAGAGGGCCUGCGCUCUCUCUGUUCCCAACCCAAAUUUGUGGAUGUCACCUUAAGUGCCGGCGGACGAGAUUUCCCAUGUCACAGAGGAAUUCUCGCACUCUGCAGCCAUUAUUUCCAUUCCAUGUUCUCAGGAGAUUUCAUUGAGAGCAUUGCUGCUCGUGUAGAGCUUCACGAUGUAGAUCCGGAUGUGUUGUCAUCCCUGCUGGACUUUGCUUAUACAGGGAAACUAACCAUCAACAAAAACAAUGUGGAGGGACUCAUUUGCACAUCCAGCCAACUCCAGUUUCACACCGUCCGCAGUGUGUGCUGUCGCUAUUUGCAGCACCAGAUUGAUGCCACAAAUUGCUUGGGAAUUCUUGAGUUUGGAGAGAUCCAUGGCUGCCCUGAAGUGGUUGCCAAAGCGUGGAGCUUCCUUCUGGAAAACUUUGAAGCAGUGAAACAGCAUGAGGAGUUUUUGCAGCUGGAGAAAGACAGACUGGUGGCCUGCCUGAAGGACGAAGAUCUGCACCUAAGAGACGACCGCUCAUGUGCCGAGGCAGUUGUGUCAUGGGUCAGGCAUAGUAAAGACAGUCGGAUCUGUGAUUUGCGAGAAUUGUUGAGUUUGGCUAAGCUUUCCCUCCUUUCAGAAUCCUACCUCACAGAGAACUUGCUUAAGGAGCCAUUGGUGCAGAACUCACUAGAAUCCAGAGAGCUGGUCGAGAGGAUAUGUAGAGAGAAGCGACAAUUGACGGGAGAUGGAAAGACUGAGCAGAGAGCCACUCAGGAUGCUUUCAACCAACAAGAGGUUUUAUUUGUGAUGGGUGGUCGCUCGCUGGAUGAUUCAGAUGAUGAAGACGAGGAUGAAGAUGAGAACAGAGAUGGAAGGUUGCAUCCUAGAAAUUGUGGUUUCUAUAACCCAAAACUUGGACAGUGGUUUCAGCUACCUGACUUUCCCAACUACAAUAAAUGGGGGUAUUCGGUUAUCUCCCUAAAUAACAAUGUGUACGUCACAGGAGGAUCAAGAGGCUCUCAGUCCAACACCUGGUCCACCACAGAAACCUGGAAGUACAUCACUCGUGAAGGGAAGUGGGUCACAGUCGCACCAAUGUUGCGGCCGAGAACUAACCACUCUUCUGCAACUCUCAAUGGAGAGAUUUAUGUAAUUGGGGGAACUACAACAGAUUUCGUUGAACGUUAUGACCCAUUCAGCAAUUGCUGGACUCUGACCAGCCCAGCACUCAAGUAUGUGACUAACUUUACAGCCACGCCUUGUGAAGGAAAACUAUACCUCAUUGGCUCUUGUGCAGUUAAAUAUAAUGCCCUAACCAUGCAGUGCUACAACCCUGUCAUAGAUAGCUGGUGUAUCAUCGGCUCUCCAUUCAUUCCUAAGUAUCUCUCUUCUCCCUGCUCUGUCUCUAUGGAUGGAGUCAUUUACCUAAUUGGAGAUAACACUAAGAAGGUUUAUUCAUAUGAUCCAGACAGCAAUGUGUGGGAAAAGAUUCAGUUUCUAAACAUGCUUCAUGAGAAUGGCGAUUUGGUUGUUCUUGGAAGGUACUUGUUUGUGACUGGGGGGCAUUGGAAGGGCAUGGAAGGGGAUUAUGGGGUUGAGGUGGAAAUGUACAACCGAGCCUCCAACACGUGGAAGGUGGAGUGCUUCCUUCCAAGGCUCUGGACAUACAGUGGCUGUUGUUCUGUUUUCUUGGACACUUCUCAGUGGACUGAAAUAUUCCCUGAUGAGACCUAGAGUCCUUCCUUUGAAGGCUGAUUUAUACUUUCGCCUGGCACCGCGUCGUGGACCUCCGCUGACUGCACGUGCACCUCAUGAAACAAACGAGGCUUUUAUACUUGAUGCGUUCGCCAUUGUAAUUACAUUUAAAAUGACAGUGGCCGGUCAAUUAAAACCCACCGUAAAACCAGACAAAUGAACAUAAAAAAGGACUACGUCAUGUCAUUAUUAUCGUUCAUGAUUUUUAAACUAAUAUUGUUUAUAAUAUUUUUUAAUGGUUAUGAAGAUUUUUAUAACGAUUCAAAUUUUUAAAAAUCAAACUUGCAUCCCUUGCUUUUGUGGAUAUCUCAGACAGUUCUAGCUAUUAUAGUUUAUUCAAAUAUUAAUGACAAAAGAACAAAAUAAAUCAAUUAAGUUAACAUAACACUUUUAUCAAGUUUAUGUUGACUGAUCAUUCAAAAUGUAUGUUGUCCAAGUGAAAUCUUAAGAAUAGUGUUGUUUCAGCUCAAAUUAAGUAGUUUAAACAAGCAAAAAAAUAAAUAAAUAGGGCAUCAUUGUAUUGUAAUUGCUCCGGUUACUAAAAUAACCCUCGUUCUCCGGGGGAGGGAAUGAAAAUGCUAUGUGUAAACUUACACUAUGGGGAUUUCGUCAGAAUCCAAUCAUCUGAAAGGGUAUACGAAGUGCCAAUAAAAUGCAAAUGAGUUGGCAGCUUAAGCAUGCACAGCUGGCGCUACUUAACAUCAAUUUGGAAUAAAAGCGCAGCGCGUACCAAGCUGAGGUAUCCUUUUCUAGCUGAAGAGAUUUUCACCCUCAACAGCUAAGGGGUAAUCAUUGUGAUGAAGGAACAUAGCAUUUCUGUUCCCCCCUCGGGUAACGAGGGUUAUUUUAGUAACUAAAGCGUUCCCUCUUGGGAGGAGAACUUCAAAGCUAUGUGUAAACUUCCACUAUGGGGAAAUGUUUUCAAUAGAAAACGCCAUAAUGUUUGAACCUUACCUUGCCCCCAAUGAGAGGUUAUGCCAUGCCAAGAGCGUGAGUGCACUUGCAUCACCAGAGGUGCGGUCUUCCAACAUGAUUCCUGGCCCUUACUUAUUUCACUUCAACAGAAGUUUUACAGAUUUAGAUAUAUUUUUCAGGAGUUGUAAUGCAUCUAGUUAAUUUCUAGGAAUUUUAAUACGACAGUAUGUUAUGUUAUCAGUAUCAGGAAAGCGUGCUGUCCCGAUAGGGGGGACGCUGCGGAGGCCACCUGCUGCCCAAGUGGGGAGACCUGGUGGCAAGAAGACAUAUAGACUAGCCCUGAGAAGGGGGAGUACACAUAUAAAAAAAGAGAUGGUUAGCGGGGAGGGAUGACACGGGUCCACCUGGGAGAGGGGACUGCACUGUGGCUGAGUAAGUGAUAUGUGAUUGCUGAUAAAGACCGUCCUCCCACAAGUCUUAAGCCACUGCCAAAUUGCAUCAAUCCUGCGAGCUUUUAGGCAUCAUGUCCCAGACUGGCAGUGUUAGCGCUGUCACAUCCCGGGAAGGGGAAAAAUUUUCAAUUGAGAAUUUGGUGGCAUUGAAAAACGCCAUGGCCCUCCACCGGGGAAAAAACAAGUUCCCUUUUCUCCAGAUGGCCCGUCUUUGGGACGCUUCGAGGUCCGUUUACCGGACUUAACGGUGCCUUGGCGGGAGGGGCUACCUGCUUACGAGGUGCUUAACGCGACCACUUGGCCGAAAGUUUAGGUAAAGAUGGGGCAGCUCUCGUAGUCAGGUGCCCUCGGCAAGAAGCAGUGGAUAUGGAUGGCUCUGCUGGUGGAGCGAUCUUACCUUCCCACCGAUAGAUGACAUUGCCCAUCGAGUCCAACUGCUCUUUUACUGCUCUGACUUCCUGGGUAAAUUCACCAACUGUGUCGUCGAACAGGCCAGCCUGGUAUAUGGGCAAGUCAAGAAGGUGGACUUUGUCAACCUUGCACAUAUCUGCCAUAUGUGGCCAUCAUCCUCCCCAGCGCACAGGCAGUGGACUUAGUGGUUCAAAGAGCAUAGUCGGUUGUGCUGCAAAGCUUGUGUAACAAGCCUGGGUCGGAACCACCCUUGUGCAGCUGGCCAGUGCCUGCACUUGGAGGUGCUGGUACUGUAGGUGGCCAUAGCAUGCAGGGUGGAGGCAGCCUGGCCUGCGGUUCUUUAGGCUUUGGCUCCGGGGGAGACAGAUAACCUGCAGGCUUAGGAAGGGAGACAAGGUUAACCCUGCCUGGAAGAGGCAACACGCGGACAAAGAUUGACCGCAAUGGCACGCUCGAUCUGUGGGAUCGUCUCGUAGCCCCUGGCUGCUUCACCGUCAAGGGUGGUGAGGGCAGAAGCGCAUGCAGAUCGGGCCGAGAAAGGUGCCCUUGAAGACUGCUUGAGUCUACUGGGAACCUACGGUAAGAAGGGGAUGGGAGGCCUGGCCUUCUUGGUAUCCUCCACGUAGCACCCUGCGAGCGAGCACCACAUUAACAUGCUGGACUCCCAGACAUGAAACACAAUGCUCGUGCCCAUCAUCCAGGGACAGGAAAUCACCGCAUCCAGAAACGCACAGUCUGAGCGACAUCUUGAAAAAGAUGCACUGCACAACUGUGGUGCUCUUUUAGGAAAUUUGCAACAAUACAUACCGCUCUGGAGGACGGGACUCAAAGAACGCCAGGCAAGGAAGAAACCCAGCUGGACCGUCAGCCACCGCGUAUAACACACUCUGGACUGGGAGACCGCUCUCUCUCUCUCUCUCUCUCUCUCUCUCUAAUUGGCAUUUCCUUGGCCCGUUUCAGAUGAUUGGAUUCUGACGAAAUCCCCAAAGUGGAAGUUUCCACAUGGCCUUGAAGUUUCCCUCCUGAAGGGGAACUAAGGGUUUCUUUAAACUUGUUAACAAAAACUUUCCUUCUUUUCUACGGCUGUCGAAAUUUCUAGCUAAGAAUUAUUAUUCAUCUGGUUAUCCCUAUGAUUGCGCAUGGACAGAUCAUAUAGAUGUCUAUACAGGUGUACCAGAUUCAGACAAUAUCUCUUUAAAGUGAUAAAAAAGAAUAUUAAAAUCAAAUGUGGUGCAUCGUGAACUGUUCGCUUGAGUCAAAAAUUCCGCCAGGCGAAAUCAUGUUGCACGCCCUUAAAGCAAACCCAACACAUCAAUGACGUCACAGUCACCACACAUACUCAAGCGAUCUAGCAAACACGUCCAGUAUAAAUCAGCCUAAAGCCCUUCACUAAGGAUAGUCAUGAUAACAAUUGAGAAAACAUCAAUGUGACAAAACACGUGUGUGCAAAUUCUCACAACACAAAAUAGAGAAGCAUGCUGCAAGUUAAGGAAGAACAUUCAAAUUCUCUCAAUACAUGCUAAAAGGGAAAAAUGCAAAUAGUGCAGACCACAAUGGAAAUGUGUCAGCGACAAACAUGAUUGGUUUCUGUUUAGAGAUCACUGUUUAUUUAAUGUUAAUUGUACAAUUUGUCAGAUUAUUAAUGUUACAAAUAUGCACAUUCAAGCUUUCUCAACACAUGCUAAUAGAGAAACUUGCUCCAAAUAGCGCAGACCACAACGGGAAUGUGUCAGGGGAUUUUGAAUUUGACAAACACGACUGCUUCCUUUUUAGAGUUGUUAAUAAAACACAAUUCAUUCAAAGACUGAACCCAACAAUCCAACAACUAUUAAAAAAAUUGGCAAGUGACAUAAGCGAUGUAUUUAAGUGCUGAACUAAACAUGCUUACUGUAUACAAAUCUUUUCUUGUUUAGAACUUCGAAAAGCUAAUCAAAUGUUUAGAGCAGGGGUCUCAAACUUAAAUUGGUGGAGGACCAUUACAGUGACUGACAACUCAUAGGAGGGCUGUUUUAACAUUCAAGCACAAGAAAAAAGUGAUGUAACUGGUGCAUAUUAAGACAACAGACAUGAUGUUUAUAAUUUUAGCAUUUUAUGUCACAAAUUAAAAAAUUAGCAUGUUUGCUUCACAACUGCUGGAAUAUAUCAGUGACUGAUUAAAUAAGCAUUUUUACAUUUGAAUAUUCAUAAUAAUAAUGCUAAUAAUUAUUUUUAUUCUGUCCCAAUCAAUUGUUGCUUUACCAAAUGUUUAGUGUAAGAACAGCAGAAUGGAAUUUGGGUAACUUCACUUACCUUACUGGCAAUUGUUCUUCUCAAUAUCUUUCUUUUUUUUUUUUUUUUGUAAAAAAAAAACAACGAAGGGAAAAGUAAGUAUUUAUCACACUUACUUUAACAUGUUUAAUUCAAUCAGCAGUAAAAUGCACAUAGUUGUCAAAUAAAUCUCAAUACGCAUUUGAGGAAAAUCUAGUAAAUGAGACCAUUUGAAUCAAAUAGUAGCAAAGUUAGCAAAUUUGUUACACCACCGGCAUAACGUGUUAGCCAUGAAACAGUGUUUGUUCAACAAAAUACAGGUGGUGUAAAACUAAUAAUAAUCAAAUGACUCUUGAAUAUUUACAAAGAUAGUGCUUUAGUAAAAAUAGAGCAUGUAUGCACAUUUAUUUUAACGUUUAAAUCAGCCCCAAAAAUAGUUUGCAUGUGCAUUACUCACGACCGCAUGCUCAGAAAAACCAACAGUCAUACAGUAUAAUAGAGUGCAGUACUUUAACCAUCCAAUCAAAUCUUGUUAUAUUUUUGACGCUGUAAAUGGCCCGCAGACCGGGAGUUUGAGACCCCUGGUGUAGAGGCUUCAGAACCGAGCCAGGAAUUUCUCAGACAGAAAACACAUUUCAGAUAUACUCAUUAGAAAAUAUCAGUAUAUGAGAUAUACUUUAAUGUUCUGCCUUUUUUUAGCGUCACAUACUGACAUCAUGACAUUAUGGUUCAUCUUCAGUUUGUGUUGCAUUCAAAUUUUAAUCACUUGAUGCACUUGAAGUUUCUGAUUUUUAUUAAACCAAACCUGUCAACUGUGAACACGAAUUAAAGGAAGAGCAGAGUCCACCCCAGAGUACUAAGUAUUUUAACUGGCAAACAAGUGCUGUAUGGUUACAAAAAGAAUUAUGUAGCCACUUUAAAGGUAUUUUCUUAUCAUGUUUGAAGUGAGUUAUUUCUUUGGUCAAAAGAAAAUAAGAGCACUUUUCUCAACCUAAACUUUAGAAAAAUGAAAAUUCUGUAAUCAGAUUAACAAUCAUAAUGUGAAAUGACUUGCUCUGAAUAUAAAAUGUUUUUUAGUUGUAUUUGUAUAUUGACUUUUGUGCAUCUGCUUUUUUUCUGCCUAGUUCAAGUUGUCUUUGCUUUUAUGUUGCCAAUAAGACUCUUUUAUUUAAAUGGCAUUUAGUUUGACACCUAAAUAAAUAUACACUCACUGGC
Molecule: messenger RNA, 7287 nt
Organism: Danio rerio (zebrafish)
Lineage: Eukaryota; Metazoa; Chordata; Actinopteri; Cypriniformes; Danionidae
Source: RefSeq, a predicted model, not a curated record